AUGAGUUUCCUCUCGGAUUACCUCCGCCACAAGCGGGACUGUAAAUCUAAGCGAGCCGAGCGUCAAGAACGCAUCGCCUCGCUCGGUCCGGAAUACCGAGCCGCGCUUUCCGACAACGACCUCGACACCAUUAACAAGCCCGUCACCGAGCUUGUGUCCGGCAUCCAGUCCCAUGCCAUCUCUCCACUCUCCGUCCUCCGAACCUACGGCAAGGUUGCCGUCAAAGCCCACGCCAAGACCAACUGUUUGACCGAGGUCCUCAUCUCUGCCGCCGAGGACUCCCUCCAAAACUCCAAAGAAAUCAACCUCCAAGGUCCCCUGGCCGGAAUCCCCGUCAGCUUGAAGGACACCAUCAUCGUAGGCGGCUUCGACACCACAGUCGGGUACUCCUCCUUCGUCGGCAACAAGGCCUACAACCCGCGAGACGGGCCGAUGGUGCGUCUCCUCAAAGACGCCGGCGCCAUCCCCUACGUCAAGACCAACCUGCCCAUCUCUCUGCUCAGCUACGAAAGCACCAACGACGUGUGGGGCCGCUGCACGAACCCGUACAACAAGGCGUACUCGCCGGGCGGCUCAACGGGCGGCGAGUCGGCGCUCCUGGCAUGUGGCGGACGCAUCGGCAUCGGUAGCGACGUGGCGGGCAGCGUGAGAGUGCCGGCUCACUUCAGUGGGUGCUACUCCCUGAGAUGCGCGACGGGCCGCUGGCCCAAGGCGGGCAUCCUGACUAGCAUGCCGGGCCAGGAGGGAGUGCCUAGUGUCUACUCGCCUAUGGCGAGGACGCUGGAUGAUUUGAGUUACUUUACUAGGGCGGUGAUUGGGAUGAAGCCGUGGAAGUAUGAUCACUCUGUUCACCCGCUUGCGUGGAGAGACGAAGUGGUGGACGAGUACGCGGAUCAGGGAAGGAAGCUAAGGGUGGGCGUCUUGAGGACAGAUAGGGUGGUUGAUCCCAGCCCGGCGUGCAAGCGGGCGCUGGAGAUGGUGGAGGAGGCGUUGAGGAGGGAAGGGCACGAGAUCGUGGAGAUGGAUGAUGCGCCUGAUAUGUUUGAGGCGCUGAGGAUGGGGGCGUUGUUGCUGAAUGCCGAUGGCGGCUGGUGGUUUAAUUCGUACAGGAGGUUUGGUGAGUGGUUGGAUACGGGAGCGAGCCUGUUGUCGUUUGGCAAGUGGCCGAGCAUCGUCCGGUAUCUGGGGUACCUAUGGGUAAGGUACAUCCGGAGGGAUAACCUCUGGGCAGAGCUUGUGAAGCAGACGAGGCCCAUCUCGGCAGCGGAGAACUGGGGCGAGGUCAAGAAGAGAGAAGCGUAUAGGGCCGAGUGGUUCGAGUACUGGAACAGGAAGCAGUUCGACGUGCUUAUUUCACCCCCCAAUGCGCUGCCUGCUAUUCCUCAGGACGCCUCGAAGGACACGUUCAGCAACUGUGGAUAUUGCUUCCUUUUUAACUUGCUCGACUACACAGCCGGCGUCAUUCCCGUCACACAUGUUAAUGGUGCCCUCGACAAGCUCCCGAGCACCUUCAACCACAGGAAGCUCAACGGCAUUGCGGCCAGAGCGUACAAAUACUACGACGCCGAACGCAUGCAUGGUCUUCCGGUCGGUGUGCAGGUUAUUGGCCGCCGUUUGGAAGAAGAGAAGGUCCUUGUGGUAAUGAAGAGAGCAGAGGAUGCGCUCGGAGAGGACAAGUACAAGCUGUUCGACCCGAAGUUGUUGGAUAACGUCGUGGAUUAG
Messenger RNA from Sordaria macrospora k-hell, 1722 nucleotides. RefSeq lists its product as uncharacterized. The record is from RefSeq and is a predicted model, not a curated record. Lineage: Eukaryota; Fungi; Ascomycota; Sordariomycetes; Sordariales; Sordariaceae.